GCUCCUCUCAAAUUCUCAAUCCCCAAACCAGAUCGAGAACGGAGAUGGAAGGGAAGAGAGCGCCGGCGGCCGCCGCAGCAGCCAUCUCGGCCGUGCUCGACGACGACGACCUCCUCGGUGAGAUCCUCCUCCGCCUCGCCUUCCCCACCAGCCUCGUCCGCGCCGCGCUCGUCUGCAAGCGCUGGCUCCUCCACGCCGCCGCGCCCGCCUUCCUCCGCCGCUUCCGCGGCCUCCACCAGCCCAGCCUUCUCGGCUUCUACGUCGUCAGCACAGCCAUCCACCCCCCUCGGUUCGUGGCGCUCCCCCAGCCCCCUGAGCUCGCCGACGUCGUCCGCCGCGGUAGCUUCGAUCUGGAUUCCUUGGGCCCCGACAGGUUCGACCUGGAUUGCUGGAACGGCCUCCUCCUCCUCUCAACCUUCGAGAUGUACCCGGACCGCACCAUGAACCCAACAAGGGUGCGUUGUCCCCUCUACCCUGCGAGGGACACGGCCAUCCUCCCAACAGUCCCCAUUACCAGCAUCCAUCACGACGGCUUCACAUACCACGAUCGUGAGAUCCUCGUCAGUGGGAGCGGCGGCCAGUGUCUGUCCUACUUCUGUUUGGCAAUAAUGGAUAAAGAGCAGCAGACGGUUGUGGAUGUGUACGCACUACAACAAGGUACCUGGACCAUCUACUCUUCCUCUGUAACUGAAAUCCCUAGAAUUGGACUGCUCUUGCCUUCUACUUUGAUUGGUGACACUAAUAAAAUCUACAAUGUGGCCUUUGUGAACAACAGUUAUAAGUUGAUCCUGCUAGACCUUGUGUCCGCAUCUUUGUCAUUAGUGAACUUUCCGGAAGAGGUUAAGGGCUUGAGCUUCGAGCUGUCACUCACGGAUGAUUCUCAGCUUCAUCUGAUCCAUGUAAAAGGGUCUCAGCUUCGCAUCUGGCUCCACAGAAUGGAUAGCAAUGGCGUCUCCAACUGGUUGCUUGAGCGUACCAUUUGUUUGCGUGAGAUAUGUGCUAACUAUAGGAUACCAACUUGCAUGUUCAAGGAUGGGAGUGAUUCAGCAUUUACCAGGAUGCAUGCGGUUGGGGUGAAUGCCGAGUUUGUUUUCUUGGAGAUGGAAGAUGUCCUCUACCUGUUUGAUAUUAAGAGCAAGGCGGCAAAGCAGGUUUACAAGAUGACGCCAGAGGAUAACAUUUUGAAUAGUGUCAUUCCUUUCAUGAUGGUUUGGCCUCCUAAAUUCCCUGCGAUGAAGGAGAUGCAAGAUCCAACAGAAUUACCCUGAACCGAUUGUUAGAAGUGGAUAUACAAAUCUGAUAAAGGAAGACAACACAACUGCAGACUUUUCUUGUAUUCUUUUUGAAAUUCUGGCACUCCCAAGUUCUGCAGAAAUAUCACUGAAAGUUGUUUGCUGAA
Messenger RNA from Aegilops tauschii subsp. strangulata, 1399 nucleotides. RefSeq lists its product as uncharacterized. NCBI's taxonomy places the organism in Eukaryota, Viridiplantae, Streptophyta, Magnoliopsida, Poales, Poaceae. The record is from RefSeq and is a predicted model, not a curated record. Gene Ontology annotation, molecular function: protein binding.